GAUAGACAGACCGACAGACAUAUAGAUAGAUAGACAGAUAGAUAGAUAAACAGAUAAGACAGACAUACUGAUAGACAAAUGAUUGAACGAUGAUAGACAGACCGACAGACAUAUAGAUAGAUAGACAAACGAUUGAUAGAUGGAUCAACAGACAGGUAUAUAGAUAGAUAGAUAGACAGACAGACAAAGAUAGACUGACAGAAAGAGUUAGAUAGACAGAUAUGAUGAAUGGAUAGAUAGACAGACGGACAGGUAGAUAGAUAGAUAGAUAGAUAGAUAGAUAGAUAGAUAGAUAGAUAGAUAGAUAGACUGACAGAAAGAUAGAUAGAUAUGUUGAAUGGAUGGAUAGACAGACAGAAAGACAGGUAGAUAUAUAAACAGACGAUAGAUAGAUAGAUAGAUAGAUAGAUAGAUAGAUAGAUAGAUAGAUAGAUAGAUAGAUAGAUAGAUAGAUAGAUAGAUAGAUAGAUAGAAAGGCAGGCAGAUAGAUAGACAGACAGACAAGAUAGAUAGAUAGACAGACAGACAAGGUAGAUAGAUAGAUAGACAGACAGACAGACAAGAUUAUUCUAAUUUUUUCUAUUCCAUAGACUUACCCAGACGUUACAUUUUACUAACUUUGAAUGUGAAUACAGUAAAAGUCCCUUGAUACAGUACGCUGCACUCCCCCUCAGAAUCUGCGCGCAUGCGCGGUAGCGUACAGCGUCAUCCGGGUUCUUCGCUAGAAUCCCUCUGAGAGGAGGCGGGAAAUGGCGUCCCAGCAGCUGUAGAUCUCUCUGUCGUUCUGUGACUCGCGCUCAGCAGAGAAGCGACCGAGAGACGCGCGCGCGGACCGCUCCAGCCGCCGCCGCCACUACAACCACAACCACCUCUGCAUCGUGUCGCUCUGACCCCUGGCAUUCUUACAUGUGACUUUUGGGACAAUGAGGCUGAGAGUGCGUAAGGCAUCUCAGCAGCGGAGCGCCACCCCGUCCGCCCGGACCGCUAAGACCAAGAGGAAGCACUCCGAGGUGGAACACACUUUGUCCUCCGAAGACGCCAAGAUGCAGAAGCGAGACACGGGCAUUUUCUCCACCAUUAAACGGUUCAUCAGAGGCAAUGCUGUCAAGGUGGAGCAGUGCACUCCUGCUAAGAGAAGCCGUAUAGACUGCGAUUCGGACAGUAAUCUGAUCACAUCCACUCCGACCGGUGGGAAUCUGCCCAGCAGAGCAAACCCCAGAACCCGCAGGAAAGGCCCAGUCAAUGGAGACACCAUGACGGGUCAGAGUAAACCAGUGAAGCCCAACGGGAAGCUGGAGGUGCAGACGGAAACUCCAAGCAGUCCACCCCGCACCACCCUCCUGGGAACCAUCUUCUCUCCUGUUUUUAGCUUCUUCUCACCCGCCAACAAAAACGCUACGGCGGGCUCAGAUUCCCCGGGGCAGGCGGUGGAAGCGGAGGAGAUCGUGAAGCAGCUCGACAUGGAGCAGCUCGAGGAAACCCCGACCAGCACUACCACAGACGGUCGAGACCUGACCUUUGACCCUGCACUAAACCCCAGACCGCUGCCUCACGUAGACCCAUCGGUAGAGGAAGGAGAGAUCGUCACAGAGGCUGAUAUGCCACCGCUAACUGUCGUGGGAUCCAACAGCAGUUAUCCGGAUGUCCCGCCAUCGCCUCCAGCAGAAGGGACUUACGAAGAGGACUGGGAAGUUUUUGACCCUUAUUUCUUCAUCAAACACGUGCCACCCUUGACUGAAGAGCAGCUCACCCGUAAGCCUGCGCUUCCUCUGAAAACCAGGAGCACCCCCGAGUUCUCUCUCGUCCUGGAUCUAGAUGAGACUUUGGUUCACUGCAGCCUCAAUGAAUUGGAGGAUGCAGCCUUGACCUUCCCUGUGCUUUUCCAAGAUGUCAUUUACCAGGUGUAUGUCCGGUUACGGCCAUUCUUUAGAGAAUUCCUGGAGCGCAUGUCUCAAAUUUAUGAGAUUAUUCUCUUUACUGCUUCCAAGAAGGUGUAUGCUGAUAAGCUGCUGAACAUCCUGGAUCCUAAAAAACAGCUGGUUAGGCACAGAUUGUUUCGCGAACACUGCGUAUGCGUCCAAGGCAACUACAUCAAAGACCUUAACAUCCUCGGGAGAGAUCUCUCCAAGACGGUGAUCAUAGACAACUCACCUCAGGCUUUUGCCUACCAGCUUUCCAAUGGGAUCCCCAUUGAGAGUUGGUUUGUGGACAAGAAUGACAAUGAGCUCCUAAAGCUGGUGCCGUUUUUGGAGAAGCUGGUAGAACUGAACGAGGAUGUUCGGCCACACAUAAGAGAGCGAUUUCGCCUGCAUGACCUUCUACCCCCGGACUGAAUGUCGCAGCGAAACGAACAUUUCUUGCCAACCUGACUGUUUUUAAGCAGUGGGGAAUUUACACCAUGGGGGAAGGAAAAUUUGCCACAAACUCUUUGCCAUAAGGAUUUCAACUACAGACCUGCCUACACGGGCGUCCUUUUAUUUGGGGAGGGAGGGGGUUUUCGGGGCUUUGGACAAAUGUUUUAAAACAAAUGACUCGAUGUAUGCAUAUGUUUUCUAUACACACACAUUUAUGGAACCGAAGGCGAGGCCGAGAAGAUCAUUUUUGAUUGGUCGUCCAUCUCGGCUCUGCGGUGGAGUUUAUGCCCGAUUUUGACUUUAAGGUAAAGCGCUGUGCAGAAGUGGACUUGCGUCACUCCUUUUGGUGCUCAAAGGGACCCUCUGCCCUUCCAGGCCACUGGCUUUUACUUCAACGAGAAUGACCGGUUGAAUAUAACUAUAUAAAACAUGAAUAUAUACAUUCAGCUAUGUGUGUAUAUGUAUAUAUAACAUUUGUACAUAUAUAUUUUUUCCUGUCAAGUUUGUAAAACACGACUUGCCCUUUGGUUUUAAUUCAUUAUGCAUUCCUUUUUAGUUCAAGGUCUUUUUUCAUAGACAAGCUGGCUUUUUAUUAAUUUUUUUACUCUAGAUUUUAUGUAUAUUUAAUGGCCUAUCCAUUAUGCUCUAGCUUUUUCUCGUAAUCCGGUGAAAUGUAAUCCAAAAUCCAGUCACACCCCACAUAUGGAAAACAUGACAAAAAUGCUCAUUUGUAAAUUUCUGUCUAGUCUCUAGUUGUGGCUUUCAGUUACUGACCGCUUACUACCAUUUAUCCAUGUCAGCCCUAAUUUGGGGAUUUUAACUUUUCUGUUCUUAGUUUGUUUUUAUAUACAAGUAUAGAUUAAGUGUAAAAUACUGUAUGUGCUUUAAAUUGCUUUUCUGUGGAGAAAAAAAAAAAUAAUGCUUUGUCUCUUUCUGAAAUGUCCGGUAAUUGUAGCACCAGCACAUGAACUAGCUUAAAUCACUGCAUACCUACAAUAUUCCGUGUUUUGCCCUCAUUCCGCUUCUCCUGCGCUCCUGCUUUGGAAACUGUUUUAGGAAUUAUCAUGUACAGCUCUACCUACCUCUGAAGGGUAGACCUUCCGUUUCAUUCAGUGUUACCCCAAUGUUUUUUAUUUCCAUGGACAUUAAUACAUGAUUUUAAUGUACCAGAAUUGUUCGAAUUGGUUUUUCUUUGUCGUUUGGGAUGAAAGUAUCACAUGUGGCCUUGAUUUGUUCGUUUUAUCCUGUACGGAUGAAUGUUUUCAGUUAGAACUAUAAGCUCAUCAUUACGGCUGAUGAUUUUGAAGAUUGAAAUUUAGAUUUUUUGGGAUAUUUAAUAGUUUUUGAGAGAAUCGGUCCAUUUUAACCUCUGGCAGCUCUUGUCAAUUUAGGCAAAUAUUUUCUCAAAAUGGCAGCUUCUGUUUUGGGAAUAUGAACAUGCUGUCAAUCACGCAAUUAUUUUUUUUUUUUUUGAAUGCAGUGGAUGAAAUGAGUAUUUUUUGA
This is a messenger RNA of Onychostoma macrolepis, 3857 nucleotides long. RefSeq names its product CTD (carboxy-terminal domain, RNA polymerase II, polypeptide A) small phosphatase like 2a (gene ctdspl2a). The coding region runs from base 924 to 2333 and encodes 469 amino acids. The transcript is spliced from 13 exons. The record is from RefSeq and is a predicted model, not a curated record. Lineage: Eukaryota; Metazoa; Chordata; Actinopteri; Cypriniformes; Cyprinidae. Gene Ontology annotation, molecular function: phosphoprotein phosphatase activity.